Malaya genurostris is the source of this 1515-nucleotide messenger RNA. RefSeq lists its product as uncharacterized. Gene Ontology annotation, molecular function: carbohydrate binding; aldose 1-epimerase activity. The coding region runs from base 1 to 1515 and encodes 504 amino acids. Lineage: Eukaryota; Metazoa; Arthropoda; Insecta; Diptera; Culicidae. The record is from RefSeq and is a predicted model, not a curated record. The transcript has a single exon. Gene Ontology annotation, biological process: beta-D-galactose catabolic process via UDP-galactose, Leloir pathway; glucose metabolic process.
AUGUCUGACAUGAAAGUGAUUUUCAACUCUGAGAAAGUAAAAUUAUUUGUAUCAAAAUUUGGUCAACUUUCAGACGAAAAAUCGGGACAAUGCUUUGAAGUGCAGAAAUUUACGUGGGAAACAACGAACCGGUUCACCUUCGAGGUAAUCACUUUGGAUGCGGCCAUAGUAAGCAUACGUACCCCGGACAAGGAUUUCAUUCCGGACGAAGUGAUUCUGUGCAGUGGAACGCUAAAAGCAUAUCUUCAUUAUGCUAGUCAAAAUCUAUCCUGUUCGGUUCAGUGUGCAGCGUUGAAACGACACACCGACGUGUCUCAACGGAUUUGGUUGCCCUACGUUUCGGGAUCUGAUUUGAUUCUCACAAACGUGAUCCUAGCCGAUUACAGGAAUUUAAUGAUACGGGUUAGAUUUAGUGUGUCAUUCAAUAACUUCGUUCAAAUCAGUUAUCAGGUGGUCAGUGAUAGAGCUGGACCAUUUGAGACUACUCACCGGUUCGUUCUGAAUCUCGGUGGUAGAAUUUCGGGACAUUUUGGCACAUAUGAUCAUGUUGUUCAGAUGAACGCAGAAGAAUUCUACAAAGUUAAAGGGAAAAAGGUAUGGGACACUGUAUCACACAGUAUGGCGAACGAUUUGGCUGAUCUGCGGGUAGCUCAACAUGUCGGAAUGGCGAUUUACAGAUCGGAACAAAAUGGUUUCAAUGGAAUUUACCGACUUGCCGCACAGAAUGGGAUGGAUUUCAACGUGAGAUUAAUUCAGGCGCGCAAAAGACGCGUUAUGGAGAUUCACUCAGAUUUCUCUUGGGUACAUUUUUCGACAUUGGACGAUUUACCGGAAAUUACGGAAAAUAUAGUUCCGUUCUAUGCAUGCAUUGGAAUACGAAAUAUAGAACAGAUUUUUGACAUGGAUGAGCUUGUUAAUUCCGUAGUAAAAUUCGUUGAAGGUGAAGACUCGGGAAGUGAGUUGGUUGCAUCAGGUGCAUCUUGUGAUACUGUUGAUGAAUCAGAUGUGCGGUACAUGAUAGACGAUUUGCUUUUAAAAGAUUUGGAGGAGAAGAUUGAAGCGCUUAAAGAUGCUGGUCUACUAGGCAUGAAAGAAACACGAGACAUUAUUAUCGAUUUGAUCAUCAUGAGCUUGGACCAAAUCAGUGAAUUUACCGCGGACUCCGAUGUCAUAGAUGAAGAUGAAGUUCGCAUAAUUAUCGAAGAAAUGAUACUAAAGGCAGUAGCUUCUUCUACUGUGAGCAUUCUGAGUAAAACAAAGUCAUCGGAUUCUGAGCUGGACGAUGUAACGAUAAGUGAUGAAGAAGUACUAAAUGCAUAUCAGAAGCAUGGUGGCAUACUAGUGCAGCUCAGCAAAACACCGUUUUUCAAAACAUGCAAAAAUAAAAGUUUGUUUUCCCUGACUGGACGUAUCCGGAAACCGGCAAAACUAGUUAACCACAACAGAGUUCUACUAAAGUUUGGUCUUUGUAAAAAUCCUUUCAAUAAGAAAAAAAAAUCUAUUUCAUCAGCGUGA